AUGAAUCAACCGAGUGCAAUCUAUUUAAAUGUCGAAUCAGUUGAACUUGCAUUAAAUGUUCUCGAUGGAUAUGACGUACGAGGCAACAAAAUUAAGGUGGAGCGUGCUGAAUUCCAAAUGAGAGGCGAAUACAAUCCAGCACUCAAGCCACGUGUUAGGAAGCAUGAGAAGGAGAAAAUGAAGAAAAUCCAAGAGAAGCUAUUUGAUUGGCGACCCGAGAGAAUGCGCGGAGAACGUGGUAAGCACGAGAAAGUUGUAAUCAUUAAAAAUUUCUUCGAUCCAUCACUAUUUGAUCGUGAAGUGCAUUUAAUAAUCGAUUAUCAGAAUGACAUACGUGACGAGUGCAAUAAGUGCGGAACUGUUCGUAAAGUCAUCGUGUAUGAUCGUCAUCCAGAGGGUGUUGUUCAAGUGACAAUGGCUGAUCCAGAUGAAGCCGAUCUUGUUAUAAAAUUAAUGAAUGGAAGAUUUUUCGGUGAACGAAAAUUGACUGCCGAGACGUGGGAUGGAAAAACGAAAUAUAAGAUCGAUGAAUCUGAGACCGAUAAGACCGAGCGCGUUCAGAAAUGGGAAUCGUUCUUGGAAACAGGCGAGGAGGCUAAAAAAGACAUUACAACAGAUGAAGUGAAAUCAACAGAAACAGAAACAAUAUCAUCAUCAUCAACUGAAGGGCCUGUAGCCGAAGAACAACAGCAAUCAGAAAGCGAUAAUGUUGAAGCAGAAAUAGAGUCAAGCUAAAAAAAGUAUCUUUCAAUACAAUGAAUAAUGUACUCUUUAUGGAUGUAAAAAGAAGAAGAAAAAAUAAUAAUAAAAAAGGUUUCAAUGCUUUA
Molecule: messenger RNA, 827 nt
Organism: Chironomus riparius
Lineage: Eukaryota; Metazoa; Arthropoda; Insecta; Diptera; Chironomidae
Source: the annotation of a GenBank genome assembly